AUGUUAGAGCAUCGAUCGGUUCCGACAACCGGAUAUCAUUGGAAUUUUAUCGGAAUCCUACGUUCGGAUGUGACAUUGAUUCCUCAACCAGGAAUCCAAUGGGAUUUCAUCGGAUGUUAUCCUUCUUUAUUUAUCGACAAGACAUUCCGAAAAUUCUUCCCUGACUACAUAUCAUCACGAUUAUUUCUCCCAUUUCUUGACAAUGAAGCUCAAUUCGUACAAAUGCGUAUUGCAUUAUCUGGACAACCAAGUCGACAACAAUCUCAAGUCGAAACAGCAAUACCCACGAUCCACGGAUUGGGAAUUCUCAAAAAUUCAAGCGAUUCCAGGAAAUUUAAACAAUUCAAGCAACUCAAAGCAAUUCAGAGAAAAUCAGGAACUUCGAGUGGUACCUAA
Molecule: messenger RNA, 396 nt
Organism: Rotaria socialis
Lineage: Eukaryota; Metazoa; Rotifera; Eurotatoria; Philodinida; Philodinidae
Source: the annotation of a GenBank genome assembly